This is a messenger RNA of Cheilinus undulatus (humphead wrasse), 1085 nucleotides long. RefSeq names its product ChaC, cation transport regulator homolog 2 (E. coli) (gene chac2). The transcript is spliced from 3 exons. Gene Ontology annotation, cellular component: cytoplasm. Gene Ontology annotation, biological process: glutathione catabolic process. Gene Ontology annotation, molecular function: gamma-glutamylcyclotransferase activity; glutathione specific gamma-glutamylcyclotransferase activity. The record is from RefSeq and is a predicted model, not a curated record. Bases 200 to 772 code for a protein of 190 amino acids. NCBI's taxonomy places the organism in Eukaryota, Metazoa, Chordata, Actinopteri, Labriformes, Labridae.
UCCUGGGAGGCACAAGUGUAAUGGACCCUUGUUGCUACCGUUUGACAGCACUUGAACUGUACCAGGUGUAUUAAUGCUAAUCGUUAUUAUGUGUUUGCUGACGCCCUGAUUUAGCCCCUGGUACUUGUCAGUUUAGAGCAUCACCGGUUAGCCCGGCUAUAACAGUCUUUGCUGCUCUCCGUUAGCCAAACAUCUAACAAUGUGGGUUUUCGGAUACGGGUCUCUUAUUUGGAAAGUGGAUUUUCCUUAUGAGGAGAAAAGAGUCGGCUACAUAAAAGGCUUUAGUCGUCGGUUUUGGCAGGGCAGCACCGACCACCGGGGAGUACCGGGUAAACCUGGCCGGGUCGUGACACUGGUGGAAGAUCCUGAGGGCUGCGUUUGGGGCAUCGCCUACAAGCUGCCGACAGGUCGUGAGGAAGAAGUGAAGAGCUACCUUGACUACAGAGAAAAAGGUGGUUACCAGGUCAUCACAGUGACUUUUCACCCACGCCCACCUCAUACCUCUUCACCCAGCCAGACGCUGCUCUACAUCGGCUCUCAGGACAAUCCAAACUACUUAGGCCCGGCCCCUCUGGAGGAGAUAGCCAACCAGAUUGUCAGCUCCACUGGUCCAAGCGGGAAAAACACAGAGUAUUUGUUUCAGCUUGCUGAUGCUGUGAGGACGAUUCUGCCCGAGGACUCAGACACACACCUGUUUUCUCUGGAAACUCUAGUGAGAGAAAGAAUACACAGUGGGCAGAAACACUUGAACACACAAAGCGGCAGGGUGUAAUUACUUAAGAAAAUAAACUUGAUGAAUGAUAAAAACAACAAGCUGGAUUAAUCAUGUUAUCUCAGGUUUUAAGGUACACAUGGGGCCAUAAUGGGUACAGAAAAUAUUUUAAAAAGUGUGAAGAGAAAUGGAUGACGACACUAAACUGCACUGAUUAUAAAGUGUGAGCUGCUUUAGAAUAUUAGAAAAAUACUAACAGGUACUGUAGCUGGCAUACAACCUACAUGUUAUGAAUAAACUUUUUUUUCCCUGUCCAUUACUCACCAGCACAAAGGAAAAAGGUUUCAAAUAAAUGCUGCAUUUUCCCGUUGAA